Molecule: messenger RNA, 1144 nt
Organism: Cucurbitaria berberidis CBS 394.84
Lineage: Eukaryota; Fungi; Ascomycota; Dothideomycetes; Pleosporales; Cucurbitariaceae
Product: NAD(P)-binding protein
Exons: 3
Coding region: 126-1004 (292 amino acids)
Source: RefSeq, a predicted model, not a curated record
CAGCGGUGUACCUAGAUAUAAAUAUACAUUUUGAACAUAGUGUCCAAGUCUCCUUGCACACACGAGCAAUCCCCGAUUUCUAAACUCUCAAAAGACUUCAGCAACCCGUGCGAAACCCUUUAGUCAUGGCUGACACCAGCGAACUCCGAGCGGAGAAGCUCUUCUCAGUCAAGGGCUAUGUUUGUGUAAUCACCGGUGGCGGUUCUGGGAUUGGAUUGAUGGCAGCACAAGCUCUUGCCGCGAACGGGGCCAAAGUAUACAUCACCGGACGACGCAAGGAAGUGCUCGAGAACGCUGCAAAGACACACUCCCCCUCUGGAGGCGGCCAAAUCAUCCCGCUUGGACCGUACGAUGUUACCAAGAAGGAUGACCUAGAGGGCAUGUACCAGGAACUAUCAUCGAAAGAAAAAUACAUCAACCUCCUCGUCGCUGCAGCUGGUAUCUCUGGCGAAAAGGUGGAGCCCGACGCGGAAAAUGCAACCGAUAUGAAGAAGAAGCUCUGGGAGAAUGAGACGUUCGAAGGCUGGGCUGACACGUACAACACGGAUGUCACAUCCGUCUACUUUAGUACUGUCGUUCUCUUACCUCUACUCCAAGCUGGAACCGAAAGCCACGGGCAUUUGAGCGCGUCCGUUAUUGUCAUCAGCUCCAUGUCCGGCAUCAUGCGACACGCCCAAGGCCACUUCAGCUAUAACGCGGCCAAAGGCGGCACGGUCCAUUUGACGAAGCUGAUGUCAGGAGAGUUCCAAAAGCUCCGCAUCCGCGUGAACUCGAUUGCGCCAGGCUACUUCCCAUCGGAGAUGACGGCAAAGGAGAGCAACGAGGACCAGAAGAGCCAUGUGCCGGACGAAAAGAUACAGGAGAAGGGACAUGUGCCAAUGGAACGUGCUGGAAGCGACGCGGAAAUGGCACAGGCGGUCUUGUUCCUGACCAGAAACAACUAUGUCAAUGGCGAGAUCAUUGCCGUUGAUGGCGGUGUGCUGAACGUCGUGGCGGGUCGAUGAGCGUAUGCUUUCAGGCGUCUUGGAGGACUGCAGGAGUUUCGGCGAAGACGAGGGUAUGGCAAUAGAAAAGUGUGAGACUUUGGGACAGUUUCGUUUGCUCCUAACCAAGAUUCUGGAUGAUCUCGCGUGCCUUUCCCCAC